Prorocentrum cordatum is the source of this 520-nucleotide messenger RNA. The record is from the annotation of a GenBank genome assembly. NCBI's taxonomy places the organism in Eukaryota, Dinophyceae, Prorocentrales, Prorocentraceae.
GUCUCGGGGCUCGUCGUCGUCGUCGGCCUCCGGCCAGCCCCGGGCGCGGCGCGCGAUGUGGCGCCGGGCGGGCGGCCUCGUCGGCGCGCUGCUGCUCUCCGCGCCGGCGACGGCAGGGGCGCCGCAGCCGCAGGAGCAGCUGGUCUCCGUGCAGCCGCUUGUGCUGGUAGUGAAGGACUUUGCCUCACCCGAGGAAUGUGACCAGAUAAGGGAGCUGAUCAGGAAGUGCCACGGCCAGGAGUGGCCGGAGUGCCACGAGCUGCGGUCGAAGCUCCACAGUGGUCAGAAAAACAGCGUGGCUGGCCAGCCUGAUCGUCCGCGCCGUAAUUCUACCUCGUUCCAGCUGUCCUUGCUAGGCGAGAUCGACGGCGUCAUCGACACCAUAGUGCGCAGGGCGCACGUGCUGGCGCGGCAUCCUGUCACUGCUGGCGAGGGGGUGCAUCGGUUGCCACAGGAGAUUCCCGCGUGCGCACCCGCUCGCCGAGGCUUUUCCGCCGGGCAACCCUGCUGCUCUACUUGA